This is a messenger RNA of Folsomia candida, 1739 nucleotides long. RefSeq lists its product as uncharacterized. Lineage: Eukaryota; Metazoa; Arthropoda; Collembola; Entomobryomorpha; Isotomidae. The coding region runs from base 1190 to 1561 and encodes 123 amino acids. The record is from RefSeq and is a predicted model, not a curated record. The transcript is spliced from 6 exons.
UGCAACUCUAACGGUUGAAGAAUUUAAUUAUGUAAGUAAUACGAAAUACCAUCAAGAAUGGAGGAGGUGUCCCAGCUUAUGCUCUGCGAUUUUGGCGAAAUUAGUAUCAUUAAUUUAAUUAGUAUGAAAUUUGCGAAAGACACCACCUCCAAAUGGGCACGUUUGGCAGAGAUAUUUGCAUCCGAAAAGAAAAAAAUGCACGGUAAAAAGUGUAAAAUUUGUCGACCUUACGGCGCGUUUUCUCCUCUUGGGAUGCAAAUAUCUCGGCCAAACCUGCGAUGUGGAGCAAUCAAUCACAACCUUAAUUAAUACGAUAUUUGCAAAUGACACGAUCUCCCGACAGGCACGUUUGGCGGAGACAUUUGCACCCGAAGAGGAGACAAUUCGCAGUAAAUUUGGAAAAUUUCAAAGUCAGAAAAAAAACUUAUAAAAUAUAGCUAUAGUUAAGCAUGAUUAGAUAGUGUUUAUGUUUCCGAAAAUUUGCAAAGGCUAAAAUUUGUCGGCUUUAGGGCUCGUUAUCUCUUCUUCGGAUGCAAAUAUCUCGGCCAAACGUGCCCAUUGGGAGAUCGCGUCUUUCGCAAAUUUCAUACUAAUCAAAUUUGUAAGCGAUUAUUCCUCAAAAUCGGAGAGCAUACGCUGGAAAACAUCCAUUCUUCGAGUUGCUUAGGGACCGUACAUAAAGCACUUGAUCGAUUUUCGGGGAAUUUUGACCCCCGUGUGACCUAUACGUCCCAUGUUAUAAUUAACAUGGGAGGGACAGGAUGUCUUGACCCCUCCCCCCCCUCAAAUCGCAAUCUGCAAGGUCCGUUGUAGUUAUUUUUGAAGGAGCUAUUUAAUCAAAUUGAAUUUUUUAUUAAUCAGACCAAAUAUAGCCAAGAAGCAUGGGACACGGUGAAUUAUAUCAGAAAAUUACACAAAGCUGAGCCCUUGGUUCGGGAUUCAUCCAACGAGUUGGACGCCAUGGCGAACGACACGGUUUUUGGGAUCGUGCUCGAAAUCGAGGCGAAAGACGAUGACGUAGAAGAAGUUUUGGAAUCUUCCGACUUUGCGAUUACCGAUCAUGAAACGUUCGGCUAUGGCAUCGCCGUUUUGAAAGGCAAGGAUGCAAAUUUUAAGGGGGAUUUUUUUUGUGGGUGAAAUUUGAAAAAAAUGUUCACAUUUUAUACAUUUAGCGAAGGAUUACGCCAGUAUGAAAACCUUGGUUGGAGGGCUCGCAGCGCGUCACUGGUAUCGAAAUGAAUUUCCAAUUCAUAACUUUGAAAUUGGAAAAAACAUUUACCACAAGGAAACGGCACACUUGACCCAAAUGAUUUGGAAGGGGACGAAAUUUUUCUCGGUGGACACCAAGUUUACGAGCAUGGGGGACUUGGUGAUUGUCUAUUUGUACUCACCGUACGGAAAUUAUCAAACGGACAAGGUCAAGUUUGCCGACAACGUGGAAGACGUGGAUAAAGUCAAUCGAACUUUCGAAGCCUUCCUGGAUGACACGGUGCUACAGAAAUAUCCGAAUACGAACGAGAGGUCGUGGUAUUCGUAUGAAGACUAUUGGAUAACGGCGUAGAAUAUGGAACAGAAUGAAAAUUAAGGUGUAGAAAAUUGGUACAUUUUCGGGGAUUUCUAGAGAAAAGAAAAUCAUUUCAAAUUUCACCUAAAAAAUUGUCAAGAUCAUCACAAUUUUAACCAUUUCUCGCCUCUGGGAAUUAAUUUUUAAAUUCUGAACGACAAAUUUGUACACUCAA